AUGAAGCUCCUCGUGUCCUCGGUCCUGCUCGCUGUCGCGAUCGCCGCCGUCUCCGCUGAAGACAACUCAACGGACGCAUCGCUGUCGACGUCCGGAUCAUCAUCGUCAUGGUCGACCUCGGGCUCCUCCGAAAGCUGGAGUGAGUCCGGCACCGACGACGAGACCUUCGGACCCUCCGGUUCGGGCGACGUGGCCGGCUCGGCCACCGUCGGUAGUGUUUGGUCUGCCUCCGGCAGCGCCGACAGCGUCGUGGGGACCGAGUCCAGCACGUCGAGUGGGUCGGCAGAAGACACGACGAUCGAGACCGAGGCGCCGACUGACUAUUCUACCAGCAGCAGUGGCGAAGAAGAAGAAGACAACCUCUCCAGCGCCUCCGACAGUGCAUCGAAGGCAAGCUCCAAGUCUUCCGGCGCGAAUAUUCUUCCGUCGGUUGCACUCUACAGUUCCGCCACGAUCGCUGUGGCCAUCGCAGCCCUCCUCUAG
This is a messenger RNA of Phytophthora sojae, 483 nucleotides long. RefSeq lists its product as hypothetical. The transcript has a single exon. Lineage: Eukaryota; Oomycota; Peronosporomycetes; Peronosporales; Peronosporaceae. The record is from RefSeq and is a predicted model, not a curated record. The coding region runs from base 1 to 483 and encodes 160 amino acids.